Molecule: messenger RNA, 2305 nt
Organism: Papilio xuthus (Asian swallowtail)
Lineage: Eukaryota; Metazoa; Arthropoda; Insecta; Lepidoptera; Papilionidae
Source: RefSeq, a predicted model, not a curated record
AAUUAGAAGUCUAUUCUGGUUUCCGACGUGCCAACCUGGAAUUGAGGUUAUAUUGGCUAGAAACUCCUUAUGAGUCAUUACUCAGAACAGAAUUUUAGGUGUAGUGGGGCGUAAAGAGGUUAAGAGAAAGGGGACUGAAGAGCGCGCAGAUGACCUAUAGUCUCCAAGAUAUUUAUAAUGACGUGUACUAUAUCAAAUUAUAAAACAUUUUUUCAAAAUUAGUAGUAGAAUCCCUUGUUCACAUACUGUUUAACAAACAACUUUUUAGAUUUACACAUAGAAGGACCGACGGGUUCGAAACUAAUCGGUACCCUAGACCGAAAUUUUUAUACAAAAUUAGGUAAGAAACCUUUCUAUAAAAGACGAUAUUUAUUAACUAUACCUGUCGCCGGCGACUCUCUGUGCGUAAAUAAAAAAAAAACUUAUUUACCCUAUGUGACCUUUCACAAUAUGUUCUGUAUCUAUCGAUAUCCGUUAAGCCGUUCUGGACAUACCUUUAUAUAGUUACCAGUACGAGUACCAUCUAAACAUUUGCAUUUAUAAUAUUAGCAAAAUAAUAAGAGUAAGAUUUUGCAUUUACAUAAUAUGGACGUAACAUAAAAGAAAAACAAUGAUACAACAUUUAAAAUAAAUUACAUUGCUUCUAAAGCAAUGGGACGCAAAAAAAAAGAUGCUGUCGCCUGUGGUAAUUGGUGUAACUUUCAAUAUACAAUUUUUUUAUAUGUAUAAACUAGCGUUCAGCUUUGAUCUCUUUUUUGAUUAGAAAUGCCUACUCACCCUACCUCAUUUAUUACAAAAUUUAUAAAAAUAUCGUACAGAUAUUUAACAAAAUGGCAAUUACAUAACAAAAACAAUAUAGAUCCGGAAAUUACUGACCUGAAUAGACUUUUUUGUAACUGCAGUAGUUAUGAUACCUAAGUAGAUACAUUAAAGGAAAUUUCAAGAUUCGAAAAAAGGUAAACAGAGAUCUGUGCCAAGACUAGUCAGUCUACAAAGAAAGUAAAAGAAGAAAGAAAGAAGUUGAGUACAAGUCAUGAUUGUCUCUGCAAUGCAAACUGCAGUAUUGAUGUACAACCGAUUUGUUUGUUUGACCUUUGUAACAAAUAUUUUCUAUUUUAAAUUUCGAAGUACUCAAUGGAUUCGAUAAUGAUUCAGCGCCAUAAGUAAUUCAGAUCAGUGAACUUGGUGACGUGUGCGCCGGCCGCAGCCCGUCGCCGUCUCUCCAUCGCGGAGGGGCGAAUGCAGGCGAGUGUAAGAAAGUAAUUGUUUGAUUCGAGCAGAAGCAAUCUCUCGCUACCGCGGGAACGCGCCAUAUAAAAGCCUCUCUGCACUUGUCGCUCGAUAGUUUUUACUCGCACUUCGAACGCACACUUCAUACCCAUCGCUAUGGAGUUACUGAAAUUUACUACACUACUAUGUUGCAUAUGCGUAGCUUUUGCCUCUGAACACAAGCACAUAAUCCCCGUGGAGAACUACGACACAGAACUACAGGAUCUGGGUCAGCAUGUGGAGAUACCAGAAACUCCUGUUAGAGUUGUAAAAAUUACAAAGACCAUAGCUGUUAAAAUUCCCGUACCCUAUCCGGUGAAAGUAGUGGAAAAAGUACCUUAUCCAGUGCACGUGUCAAAGCCUUAUCCUGUGCCAGUGCCGCAGAUCGUUAAGGUGCCUCAUGUAAUUAGUUCAAAGGACAAAAUCGGCCACGAAGCCUUAGACAGUCCUUACCAGGGCCACGGUCAAUUCGGUGGAAACACUUACCAAGUACAAGAACAUGCAUCUGAUGGGUACGGUCCUGACUCCGAAAACGUAUAUCACGGUGAUGGGGGUUACGGAAGCGGAUCACAAGGAGCCGGCGACGAGCACUCUCUGCAAAGUUCCAACGAAGACUUCGCCGGAGCCGGCAGCCACUACAGCCACCCCGGUAACCAAGAAGAUGUUAACACAUUCGAGUCCGAUAGUUACAAUCAAGCUAUUAAGAACUAUUUAGCAAAUCAUGGGUCUGGUAACCAAGGUCAUGUGCCACAUUACUAAAGUUAAUAAAAAUGUAUAAAUCUCUGGUGGUAUGGCUGUACCUGAACAAAAGUGUACAUAGUUACAAUUUUUGAAACUGUGAUCUUCAGAAAGAAAUAUAAAUCUCUUUGUAUUGUGUUUUAUAAGCCAAACCGUUCCAAACACUAUGCUCAAAUAGUCUGAUUAUUAUGUUUCGUUGUUGCUACAUGUGUAUGUACUAAUGAUAAGUUGUUAUUUAUAGUGUGAUCGGUGAUGAGUCGCUUGUAUAUAUGAGAAAUACAAAAUAUAAAAACCAAAA